GGGUUUUUCCACGCGGGGGCGUGGUUUCCCCCUAGGCCACGCCCCCUGAGCGCGCCCCCUGCAGGCCAAGGACAGCGACGAUGAGGAGGAGGUGGUGACGGUGGACCGGGAUCACUUCAUGGACGAGUUCUUCGAGCAGGUGGAGGAGAUCCGGGGCUGCAUCGAGAAACUCUCGGAGGACGUGGAGCAGGUGAAGAAGCAGCACAGCGCCAUCCUGGCCGCCCCCAACCCCGACGAGAAGACCAAGCAGGAGCUGGAGGAGCUCACGGCCGACAUCAAGAAGACGGCGAACAAAGUGCGCUCCAAAUUGAAAGCCAUCGAGCAGAGCAUCGAGCAGGAGGAGGGGCUGAAUCGCUCCUCGGCCGACCUGCGCAUCCGCAAGACACAGCACUCGACGCUCUCCCGGAAGUUCGUGGAGGUGAUGACCGAGUACAACGCGACGCAGUCCAAGUACCGCGACCGCUGCAAGGACCGGAUCCAGAGACAGCUGGAGAUCACCGGCCGCACCACGACCAAUGAGGAGCUGGAGGACAUGCUGGAGAGCGGCAAGCUGGCCAUCUUCACCGACGACAUCAAGAUGGACUCGCAGAUGACCAAGCAGGCGCUGAACGAGAUCGAGACGCGGCACAACGAGAUCAUCAAGCUGGAGAGCAGCAUCCGCGAGCUGCACGACAUGUUCGUGGACAUGGCCAUGCUGGUGGAGAGCCAGGGGGAGAUGAUUGACCGCAUCGAGUACAACGUGGAGCACUCGGUGGAUUACGUCGAGCGCGCCGUGUCCGACACCAAGAAAGCCGUCAAGUACCAGAGCAAGGCCCGGAGGAAGAAGAUCAUGAUCAUCAUCUGCUGCGUGGUGCUGGGCGUGGUCCUGGCCUCCUCCAUCGGGGGCACCUUGGGCCUCUAGGGCCCCUCCCCCACCCCCCGGCCCCGCCCCC
Molecule: messenger RNA, 932 nt
Organism: Haemorhous mexicanus (house finch)
Lineage: Eukaryota; Metazoa; Chordata; Aves; Passeriformes; Fringillidae
Gene: STX1B
Product: syntaxin 1B
Exons: 9
Coding region: 119-901 (260 amino acids)
Biological process (GO): intracellular protein transport; exocytic insertion of neurotransmitter receptor to postsynaptic membrane; vesicle fusion
Cellular component (GO): SNARE complex; endomembrane system; plasma membrane
Molecular function (GO): SNARE binding; SNAP receptor activity
Source: RefSeq, a predicted model, not a curated record